Molecule: messenger RNA, 3112 nt
Organism: Menidia menidia (Atlantic silverside)
Lineage: Eukaryota; Metazoa; Chordata; Actinopteri; Atheriniformes; Atherinopsidae
Source: the annotation of a GenBank genome assembly
AGCCGCAUCUGCAGUCUGGAUGAGGGGGGCGCACGUCCGGGGGUCUCCAAAGUCUCCAAUAACACAACAAAAGUCGCUAGAUUUGCAGCUAGUAGCUUUUUUUUAUUUAAAAUAAUUACCUGCGUGGUCUGAAAACUUGCUAAAUGUAGCCACAAAGUCGCUAAGUAGCCAACAGCGUGUUACCCAGUGUUAUAGUCCCUCACUCCGCUUCCUCAUUCACACCUCAGACUUACUUUCUUCUCUCUCAGGCGCCUCAGUACCACUUUUCCAGUUCUUCCUCUUUCAGGCUGAGAAAGAAUUCAAAACUGAGUGGGCGAGGCAUUUUCUCUCUUCAAGCAGAGCUUUUGGUUCACUUUGUCCACUUAGGUUUUCUUAUUCUUCGGAACGGUUGUUAAAAACACGGAGCCAGAAAUGCUGCGAAACGCGUCUAAAACCCACGUUUUGAUCACAUCCGUGUUUCUCUUCAUCGUUAUAUUCAUCAUCUAUUUCUACAUGAAAGCUUCCCCCCCUCUCAGACUCCCUGUACUAGAUUUUGGCCCAAAUGAAGAUGCUGACUUUAUAAAUGAGAAGAUUAUAAAAACACAGGAUUGCCCGAAGCAAAGCGCCUGGAGCAUUGGAGAUCUGACAAUGAAGCAUGGAUUAGAGUAUGCCCAGCCAAGCACCCAGAAAGGACGGACUGAUGUGAACGCUGUGACAAACUGGAAUGCCCCUCUGGUUUGGGAAGGAACCUUUGACCCAGUGGUUAUGGAUGAGAUCUACAUGAAAAUGAACCCCCGAAUCGCUGUUGUGGUUUUUGCUGUUGGCAAAUACACCCGCUUUGUGAAAGGCUUCGUAGAGUCAGGAGAAAAGCACUUCCUUGUUGGUUUUAAGGUUACUUACUAUAUCUUUACAGACGAUAAAGAAUCCGUUCCAAAGCUUGACCUGGGUAAAAACAGGAACAUUUCAUUCCUCCCUGUACCAAGCGCCAAGCGCUGGCAGGAAGUCGUUCUUGGCAGGAUGAAAUGGGCCACUCUCACCAUUGACAAACAGAUCCGUAAUGAGGCAGACUAUCUUUUCAUGAUGGACAUAGACAGUGUCUUCCACAACCGCUUUGGGGCAGAGUCUCUCAGUCGGCUGUCUGCUGUACUUCAUCGUGGCUACUAUAAGGCUCCCAGGGAGGAAUUCCCUUAUGAGCGUCGGUCUCAGUCAAAGGCCUACAUCCCGGCUGGCGCAGGAGACUACUAUUACACUGCAGCAGUGUGGGGUGGAUACCUGGAGGAUAUGUACAAGCUCGUCAAAUACUGCUAUGAGCAGUCGGAGGAAGAUGCCAAGAACAACAUAGAAGCUGUUUGGCAGGAAGAGAGUCAUUUGAACAAAUACCUGCUAUACAACAAGCCAACCAAGGUGCUGUCUCCAGAGUAUCUAUGGUCGGAUUACGAUCAGGUGCCAUCUGACAUUAAAGUUGUCAGGAUCUCUCAGUUGAUCAAGAAUUAUGCAGAAGUGCGUCCCAAUGGUGGACAUAGAUGAGGUUUAGUAUCUUUUGGAAACAUUGAUGUGAAACAUAAGUAGAAAGACACCUUUUUUUGGCCUUCCUCUAUUUGCUUAAGGUGUUUUUUUGGUUUGUGUGUUUGUUUUGGGAGGGGUGAAUUGUUGGUAUUAAAAUUAGGCUUUACAUAUUUUUCAUAUUGUAUUGCACUUUGUGAAUCUAACUGUGUGGAUAUUAUUUUCCAAGUAAAGAUGUAAAGUAAAUUGAAAGACUGUACAUAAUUUAUGUUGUCAUAUGUUGACAGUUUUGUAAAGAUAUCUUAUUAACAACCAUUCCUGAGAAUGUUGAAAUGUUCUGUAAAUAUAUAAAAUCUUUACAUGACUUGAAAACAUCCAUUGAUAACAUAAAUUAAAUGAUGGGACGAAUGCAUGUUGCAUUCAGGUGCAGGCCAUCUCUCUUCAUUUCACAGAUAAAACAGAUAAAACAUUCAUUCUCAACUCUUAGCAAACACUGUUCAUGGUUACAAAAUCUGCCGCUGGCCUUGGAUGCAUUGCUGUGUAUGGUGUUGGAAAACCAAAUGAUCUUCUAUUUUUAUAACAACUUAUAAAGAUAAUGCAUGCAGCAAAGUCUCUACAAUCAAAUCCCAUGUUUUAUGCAUUUUUUUAAUCUGAGUAUAUUAACUGAUAUUAUCACUUUCCAUAAAAUAUCUGUUUAGAUCAGUGGGAACUUUGGCCCAUCAUUUUUGGACCAACUAUCUAGCCUAAUACAGAAUAUACCACAAUAACUUUCAGGAGUACAAACAAGUCUCCAUAUUACAGAAUCACAAUAAACUGAAUACAAGAAUAUUUAAUGAUCCUGUCAAUGCCCAAUUACUCUGUGUUACAUUAUGUCUUGAUAUUGCAAACAUCCUUUUUUACUCAAAUCGCCAUCCUGAUGGCAACAGUGGGUUUUUGAGGUAAAACAAAAAUUGCUGGGAAAGCAGCUUAUUGACCAACAAAACUAAUUGGUGAAAACCUUUUCUGUUCAUAUAGGUCAAGGAUAAUUGUUUUUUCCUUUGAGUUUAAGUUCAAUUCCAUUAUUUCUGUGAUUCUUUUUAACUGUUGGUGUCAUCUUUCCCCUUUUUGUGGACUGUUGUGGAUAUUUCCGUGUGUAUGGGGGUCGUCUUGAAAUUCUACAGCUUCCUCACCCACAUUUCAAAAACAUGCAAGCGGGGUUAGGUGUCAGUUCUAAACAGGAGUUUAGUUCCCUUUCAGUGGCAUGAGCUGUCUGUUGCUUUGACUGACCCCUUUGUGGGUGAGAGCUUUGGAGAUUGUAUUUUUCUGACAUGUUUUUUAAAGAAACGAUGCCCCACUGAGGACUGCAGGUGUCAGAAUGUGUGUAUUUAAAUGGUUUUAAUCAGGGAGUUGAAACACUGGAUGUACAUGUACUGGAAAUGUUUGUACUAAAUUAUUUCAUGGGCUUGGUUAUUACUUGGCUUAUUGUUUGAUACCCAUUUUUUUAGUAGAUAUUUUUUCUUUAUUGCUGUAAUGCAACUGUGACAAUGAUUUUACCUUCUCUUAUCAUGUUUUGGAUUGUACUCUUGACCGUGAGAUAUAAUAAAACAUUUGGCUGUCGGUUGUAAUUCCAGUGAAUCAGAAUCAGAAUUAG